AAAAUGUCCAACAGUAUUCAUGUCUAAAACAUCAACAACUAAUAUAGCUGCACAUUUACAUACUGAAUACCAGAUUUUUAAAACCCAAAAAUGGAAAGAACCAUCUCCCUCCCCAUCAACUACAAUUCCUAUGCCAACUGGUCAUCAAACAAUUGAGCAACCCAUAUCAAGUGAUACUGUUACUAGAUGGAAUUUCACUUAUCUUGUUCUUCAGCAGCUUCUAGAACUACAAGAAUUAAUUUUAGAAUUGGCUAAAAGUUUGGCAAAUAAUCCUAAUCAUACUACUCAUGCCGAUGAUAAUAGCCUAAAUGAAAAGAUGCUUUCUGAUGAAGAAUGGAUAGAUAGAAAUGAUAUGUAUGAAAGUCUUCAAGAAUCAAUGGUAUCUCGAUGGAGUGAUCCAGAAAUGAUAGGAUGGCUUGCUUCAUUUUUGGAUCCUUAUUUCAAGACAUUGUCAGCCACCUUAUCCACAAUGCAACAAGAGGUGCUCCAAGAGUUAUAUAAAAAUAUUGAAAUUUCUUAUCAUACAAAUAACUUACUAACUACUAAUAGUGCUCUAGAUACAGAAAUGUCUUCUUUUUUCGACAACAGAAUUGAGCCUUCAUCUUUUUCUUCAAUUGAUACCGAAUUGUAA
Messenger RNA from Cetraspora pellucida, 631 nucleotides. The record is from the annotation of a GenBank genome assembly. NCBI's taxonomy places the organism in Eukaryota, Fungi, Glomeromycota, Glomeromycetes, Diversisporales, Gigasporaceae.